AUGUUGAAGUUUGCACGACCUUGUGAAAGCUUGGCCGCUCAUUUGCCCGAGAAGAACGACGAGACAGCCAUGAGUGCAUUGGCGAACAUUUUCAUCAAUGCGGCGAACCUACGUGUGGCGUCGACAGAGUUUGAGAAGCUCGGCAAGGACACUGCGGCCAAAAUCGUUCACGACGGCUACAAGCUUGUGGAGCAGAAGAUCAUUGCGGCCAACCUUCGUGCAGAGCAGUGUUUGUCCGACUUCGCCUCCGAGUCCAAGUCCGACGCCAUUUUUCAGGGACGUGCAGCGUCGCUGAGAGACGUGGCGAUGCGGGGCAUCAAUAACUUGAAAGCCUUGCAUGAAAGCGUGGCAAGCGGCAUCGGGGAAUGCAAACAGGUGCUCUUGAAGAAUGCGGAGACCACGCUUCAGGAGAACCUCCUUCAGCUUGAGAAGUUUGCGUAUGGCUGCUCGGAUGGCAAAAAGUGGAAGAAUGUCUUCCUGUCCGGUGAGGCGGAGCAGGCCGAGGGCGAGGAGGGUGCUUCAAAUGUGAUUGAAGCAGCAAAGCGGUGGGUGCAAGAGGUCUUCACCAAGGAUGUGGAGCCCCAGAUCGCCAACUUGUUCAAACCGGCCAAAGCCGCGUACCAGGCUAUGCUGGCGGUCCUGGAGCGCUACAGUGUGUCCCAAGAGGAGUGGCCAAAGAAUGUGGCCCAUGCCAGGCUGAUCUUGGCAAGCUCUAUGGCAACCUCCGGCGAGGCGCUCCUUGUCAGAGCCAUCAUGGACCAAAAUUAUGUGCAGGAGACCAGCAGCCAGCUGAAACGCUUGGCCAACAACAAGUUCGCCGUGGAGCUUGAUUACAAGCGUUUGCUUCAUCCGAAGAUUGUGGCAAAGGCCACGGAGUUGUCGCGGCAGUGA
Molecule: messenger RNA, 891 nt
Organism: Symbiodinium sp. CCMP2592
Lineage: Eukaryota; Dinophyceae; Suessiales; Symbiodiniaceae
Source: the annotation of a GenBank genome assembly